Messenger RNA from Liolophura sinensis, 2148 nucleotides. RefSeq names its product aminopeptidase N-like. Gene Ontology annotation, molecular function: zinc ion binding; metalloaminopeptidase activity; peptide binding. Gene Ontology annotation, cellular component: membrane; cytoplasm. NCBI's taxonomy places the organism in Eukaryota, Metazoa, Mollusca, Polyplacophora, Chitonida, Chitonidae. Gene Ontology annotation, biological process: proteolysis; peptide catabolic process. The record is from RefSeq and is a predicted model, not a curated record.
UGUAAUUGUGCCGGUGAUCGCCUGGCGCUAUCCACGGCACUUCGCGCCUGUAAUACUGCCUUCGUGCUUGGGAACACAGGCCGUCUAAGACAUUUCUGGCCGGGCCUGUGGCCACGCUGCGGUGUUGAUCAAGUUCAAACAACAGAUUUUGUUCUUAUCCUGUGGAAUUUCCUGUGAUUUACCUGUUUGAAUAAAUUCAUAUCUCUACCUGGAUAAUUUAUCUGGCUGAUACACUGUGUAAGUCACCUGGUCGACUUACCUGUAACAUUCAGUCAGGUCCCCUCACACCCCUCACACACUUGGCUCUUCAUCAGUGUGAACCACAUCACGGCACCCUGCAGAUUUUGCGCGCCGCGCUACAUCUGUGACGUCAACUACGUCGAUUCCAGUCACAUCGGUGACGUUUAUUACGCUAAGUUGCACUCUCCGGUUUAAUCAACGACAAUGAAGGAAUCGUACGAGUUCAGUGACCUGAAUGGGGAGGGUUCCACCAGCAGUCGGACGCAGCUGACCGAGUCUGGCUCAAGGCCCAAAAGUGGAGGCUGCCGCAUAAGCACGGCCAUGGGAUUUGUCUUGGCCUUGCUAGCUAUCCUGAUUGCUGUAGGGGUCGGUGUAAUAGUCCACUUCGCGUCCCCGGCACGCAAAUUCGAAUGUCACUGUAACUAUCCCGGGGGAGGGGCAACUAAGCCGACCCCAGAAGCCCAGUGGCAGGCCUGCCUGGAGAUGGCGAAAGAAAACGAUCACUGUGUUAUUUCCGAUUGCCCUGGUGGAAGUCCCGCCCCGGAGUCGACAACCUCCGCUACCAUGACAUCAACGGAGGGUCCGACGGAUGUGCCUUACAUGCGCUUGCCCACUGCACUAUUUCCAGUUCACUACAAAGUAGAGCUGGAGCCCCGGAUGUACACCUCUGACCCUAAAUCGUUCACGUUUCAAGGGUCGGUGGACAUUCUACUGGAGUGCAAGAAAGCCACUAACAACAUCACACUGCACAUCAAAGAGCUGGAACUGGUGAACAGCUCGAUUUCUCUGAGCUCCGCUGCCGGGGAGUCGACGUCAUCGGCGCCACCAGGGAUCGUUGACUACCAGUUGGACAGCGUCCGUGAGUUCGUGGUGUUCAAUCUAGACGCUGAUCUUGAUGAAGGAUCGCGUUACAACAUCCGCAUGAGUUUUUCCGGACCUCUGAAAAACGAUCUGAGGGGACUAUAUCUCAGCGCGUAUCAAGAAAACAGCCAAUCUGUGUACUUGGCCACUACCCAAUUCCAGUCAACUGACGCGCGAAAAGCCUUCCCAUGUUUUGACGAACCAGCGCUGAAAGCCACGUUUGAUAUCACGUUGGUGAGGAGGGACGAUUACAUGGCACUGUCUAACAUGCCUCUAAUUAGCAGUCAACCAAGGGAAAAUGGGAUGACCGCGGACAGUUUCAACACAACAACUAGGAUAUCCACAUACCUACUGGCCUUCGUUGUGUCUAAGUAUACGGGUAAUGAGAUGAGAACCCAAAACAACGUCAAGAUCGGCGUGUGGUCUCGGCCGGAAGCUCUUCAUCAGUCGGAUUAUGCUCUAAAUCUGUCAGUGGAGGUGCUGGACUUUUUUCAGGACUAUUAUGGGCUGGAUUAUCCGCUACCCAAACUAGAUAUGGCAGCUGUCCCGGAUUUUCUGUUUCGCGGAAUGGAAAAUUGGGGUCUUAUCAUUUACAGAGAAACCGCCAUGUUGUUCGACCCCAACGUUUCUGGCUCAUACGACAAGAACAAUGUCGCCGUGGUCGUAGCUCACGAGCUUGCUCACCAGUGGUUUGGUAACCUGGUUACACCCAGCUGGUGGGACGAUCUCUGGCUUAACGAAGGAUUCGCCAGUUUUGCGGAGAAUGUCGGUAGGAACCAUGUCUAUCCAGAAUGGCACGUGUUCGAGAUGUUCAUUGUGGACCAGCUCCAGAGAGCCUUCCGCCUAGACGCUCUCCAUUCCUCUCAUCCCAUUUACGUGCCUGUCAAUCACCCAGACGAGAUCAACGAGAUUUUUGACUCUAUUUCUUACAACAAGGGAGCAUCCAUACUACGCAUGCUCCAGCAUUAUGGAGAGGAGAAAUUCAAGCAAGGAAUUAAGACCUUUUCUCUUAAUAAGUGGGAAGCUAUGGAGGCAUUCGUUCCCUAG